AUCCGCACGUUUCUUCCUUCUUCUGCAGUCUCUGCCUCUUCUCUCGCUUCCUUGUUCUUUCAACUCAGAAGAAUCAAUCAUAAUAAAAUAAAAUAAAAAAUCCGAAUUUAUAUCUCUGUAAUUUGCUGCCCUAGAAAUCACCUCUGGAUUCCAAAACCUUGAUCGCUCCUUAGUCCUUAUUCUUUGGAUUAUGUUCAAGGGGGGCCAAUAGCUGAGCAGGGUGUUUGGAUUUUUAUGUGGAUGGAGCUCUUAUGUAUAUACCAAUAAAUCACUUGUGGUGGGUGGGGAAUAGCUUAUGGUGUCGAACAAGUUUAACAGUUAUCUUGAACAUGGUCCUGUUCUUGUUCUAUUAGUUGCUUUCGGCACACUUUAGUUGGAUGUUCUGGGGAAUUUUGUAGAGUUGGAUUCGAUUGGAUUGGAUAAGUGCAACUACUUGGUUAGCUGAAAUCUCUUGAAGGCAUUUGGUUGUUUUUAUGAUGGAGAGCUUGGCCCAGUUAGAGGUGUUGUGUGAAAGGCUUUACAACUCUCAGGAUUCAGCAGAACGAGCACAUGCAGAGAACACCCUGAAAUGCUUUUCUGUGAAUGCUGACUACAUACCCCAAUGCCAGUUUAUUUUGGACAAUGCAUUGACUCCUUAUGCACUGAUGCUGGCUAGUUCAAGCUUGUUGAAACAAGUCACUGAGCAUAGUCUCUCAUUGCAGCUCCGCCUUGAUAUCCGAAACUACCUUGUAAACUAUCUGGCAAACAGAGGGCCCGAGUUGCAGUCCUUUGUGGUUGGAUCUCUAAUACAGCUUUUAUGUCGUAUUACCAAAUUCGGGUGGUUUGAUGAUGACAAAUUUAGAGAUGUGGUCAAGGAAUCUAUUAGCUUUUUGAGUCAGGCAACACCAGAACAUUAUGCUAUUGGAUUAAAGAUAUUGAACCAGCUUGUCUGUGAGAUGAAUCAGCCAAAUCCAGGAUUGCCCUCAACACAUCAUCGAAGAGUAGCCUGCUCCUUUAGGGAUCUGUCUCUGUUCCAAAUUUUUCACAUAUCAAUAACGUCAUUGCAUCAGCUAAAGAGUGAUGUCAUCAGCCGCUUGCAAGAGCUGGCACUUUCGCUUUCACUGAAAUGCCUGUCUUUUGAUUUUGUUGGGACAUCGGUUGAUGAAAGUGCUGAUGAGUUUGGUACUGUUCAGAUUCCACUAUCUUGGAAGCCAGUGUUAGAGGACUUUUCAACUGUGCAGAUAUUUUUUGAUUAUUAUACAAUUGCAAAGCCACCUAUCUCGAAAGAGGCUCUGGAGUGCUUAGUGCGAUUGGCAUCUGUCAGGCGCUCUUUGUUUACAACUGAUGUGACUCGUUCCAAGUACUUGGCACAUCUGAUGACAGGAACAAAAGAAAUUCUACGAUCAGGGACAGGUCUGGGUGAUCAUGAUAACUACCAUGAGUUUUGCCGCCUACUUGGACGUUUCAGAAUUAAUUAUCAGGUACUUUUUCCUUGUCUUUCUGAUGUCUAAUGGAAUUUCAGUUCC
This is a messenger RNA of Coffea arabica (coffee), 1505 nucleotides long. NCBI's taxonomy places the organism in Eukaryota, Viridiplantae, Streptophyta, Magnoliopsida, Gentianales, Rubiaceae. The record is from RefSeq and is a predicted model, not a curated record.